Molecule: messenger RNA, 2644 nt
Organism: Cimex lectularius (bed bug)
Lineage: Eukaryota; Metazoa; Arthropoda; Insecta; Hemiptera; Cimicidae
Gene: Golgin97
Product: golgin subfamily A member 1
Exons: 13
Coding region: 90-2144 (684 amino acids)
Cellular component (GO): Golgi apparatus
Source: RefSeq, a predicted model, not a curated record
UUUUCCACGGAACCGAGCCGACCCAGAGAGGGAUAUGGAUAACUGAACUGAAGCCCAGGACUAAGGAAACAUUCGAAAACUCGGUCAAAAUGUUCAAUAGUAUGAAGAACCAGUUCAGGGAGAAGACGGGGAGGGAAUUGCCAAAAUUCACCCCGCAGAAAGGUGGCCUUUCUAGGCAGUCCAGGCAAGGAUCAGAGAGCAGUGUUUGCAGUCUUGUUCUGGACGGUGCUCAACAGCAAGUCCCGCCAGCACCCUCUCCGACUUUGCCACCCCAAGAACCACCACAGAUUAAACUGCUUGAUGGAAAGGUGUUAAGUCCCAAAGAAGUGAAUGUUCUUGCAAAGAAAGAGGACGAGUGGAGAAACAGGCUUGAAAAGACUGUCACAGAGUGGACCAAAAAACUAGAAAAACGGGAAAACGAGCUACAGCAAUCUUUUGUCGUCAAAGAAGAGGAAUGGAGGAAAAAGGAGUGUGCAUUAACUGAGGACCUUCUAAAGCAGACAAAUGAAUUGCAAGAGGCUCUGAAAGUGGCUGAAGAGAUGAAAAGGCUAAAUUUUCUAUAUCAAGAAGAUAAACACACAUUGGAAAGCUUCCAGACUCAAGAAAUGGCCAAAGUGAAACAUUUGCUUUUAGCGAAGGAGAAAGAAUGUAGUGAAACAACUGCAAGUUUAAAGGAAGCAACGACACUACUUGAAUCGUUGAAAGCUGAAGUAAAUAGGCUGAGGCCAUUUGAAGAACAGAUAAGCAACUAUGAGGAUGAUAUUGAAAUGCUGAGACACACAUCGGAAAAGGAAAGGUGGAAUUUGUCGAGCAAACUCGCCCAGAGUGAGGAACAAGUGAGACACCUCACCGACCGAGUGGCAUUGCUGACGAAAAGGAGCGAGUCCGAUACUGCCGGACUUGUCGCAUCACUGCCACCCGAUGAUCGUGUUCAAGCAUUUCUUGGGGAGAGAGCACUAUUGGAAAGGAGACUGGAGGAAGCUCACGUGCACCUGACUGAUAUUAAAGCUUCUUGGAGUGCACAAAUUUCUUCUUUGGAAACUCAGGUGGGGAGGUUGAGUCGGCAGGCCGGUGAGGAAGGAGCAGAAAGGCGUCUUGCAGAAGCCAAGGUUACGGAGCUCGAAACAAAACUCGAGGAAGAAGCCAAGGAGAAGCAGAACCUGAGCAUCAGGGUGAAAUUUCUCACGGAGCAAUGCAAUACACUUGCCAGUGAGCUGAAAGCGGCGAAUGAUCUUGUUGCAGCAAGAGACGAUGAAAUUUCAAAGUUGACCAAGAAGGUGUACGACACUGAAUUAUUUUCACGACAAUAUGAAGAUACAUCGAAGAAACUAGAAAAUGAGCUUAAACCACUCAAAGAGAAAUACGAGACAACCCAGCAAGAACUUAAUUCUGUCAGACAGGAGUUUGCCGAUGAAAAAUCACGCCUGGAUACUGAAUUAGCGGCGGUACAGGAAAAAUUGACAAACCUGCAAGACGAACUGGAAAAGGAAAAGAACGCCAAAAAUGACGCUUUGCUCAAAAAUGCCCAGGUUUCACAGGAGGUUGACAUGGCGAGACAAGAUCUCAGGCAGCAGCAAGCUGAUGUCGAAGAGUAUCUUAGAAAAGUCAACAGUUUAGAAGAAACGCUUAAACAGAAAGAUCAGAUUUUAGCCAAAAAUGUUCAAGAAAUCCAACAGCUUUCAACUGAACUGGGAAAUAUCAGAGAUAACGAGAAAGAAACGGAAUAUGUUGAAAAGGGUCUUAGAGAUAAAAUCACUGAUCUUGAAGAACAAGUGACUGAGAAAAAUAAGGCGAUUAAAGUUUUGAAACAGAAAUUAGCCGAUAUGAAGAAAACUUUGCAAAAGGAGCUGAAAGUUUGUGAAAAUGACGGCACAGAAAUGAUGAACAGUCAUAACCAUUCUACUCCACACAAGUCAAACUUGAAAGAGAAUGGUGACACGGAAGUAAACUUUCUUUAUAUGAAGAAUGUAAUAAUGAAAUUUUUAACAAGCAGAGAAUACGAGGCUCUUCAUUUGACAAAAGCAGUUGCAACCCUUUUGAAAUUGAGUGCUGAAGAAGAGUGUCUUUUGAAGGACACUAUAGGAUGGAGGAUGUCUUGGUUUAGAUCAAAACCUCCUCGACUAGAAGAUUACACGCCAAGCUGAUAUCCCCUUUAAUCUAUUUUGUUAUAUAUCAUUCCAGGAAAACUUUGGCGCCAUUCUGUGAUACCUACAAUAUUUCCUAGGAUUUAUUGGAAUUUGCCAACUUACGUUCCGUCUGAAGUAGCAACCAUAUGGCAACCAAGGUACAAUUACAUGAGGUUUACUUAAUCCUAGUAGCAAGAGGUACAUUUGGCAUUGUGUCCUUCAUGGAAGGUCAAUAUGAAUAGAUAUCAGGGUAUUAUUAUUGGUGAGUGAGCGAAGAAUUCUUACAUCGUGCUUCUGUCCCCUACUGGUUUCUAAUAAUUUUAGAAAUAAUUUUAGAUAAUAUUUUCUUAAAGAAUUCGUAAGAGGUUUAAAAUAUUGUUUUUAAAACAAGUUUUUAAAUAUUUAUUUUGCAUUUAUAAUGACACUUUGCAAUGAUUGAAAAUUGUUUUAUAAUCUUGUCUUUAGUAAUUAAGUUUAUGAUUAAAUUUGUUGUUGUGGAUAGUAAAUAGUAAUAUAAA